UUAAUGUUGAAAGGGCUGGAACGUUUUGGUAUGGAUGUGAUGGAUGUAGUGCCUGGUUCCAUUAUAGGUGUUUAAGUGUGGAAGAGAUGUUAAAGAGUUUCGCAACCUGAAAGAACUGACACUCAAUAUCACGAAACAGACAGGAUCAAGAAUCGUUUCAUUGGAAAAUAUCAAAUUAACUGGAGCUAGUAGUGUUUUCGAGGUGCUUGGUGUGAGAACGGAUAUUUUACUUAGGAAAUAUGGCAGAACAGGAAAUGGAAAGUAAAGAUCAUCAACGGAAGGUUGCCAUAGGAAUUGAUGAGAGUGAACAUUCAGAACGAGCCAUUCAGUGGUUCUUUGACAACGUGAUGCGACCAGACGACUUUAUCGUGUUGAUACACACUCCUGAAAUAUAUGAUCUCACUAUGGCCAGUCCAACUGUUGUUGAUCAGCUGCUGAAGGACGUUACAAAGAAAGUGAAAGCUCUAGAGAAAAAGUACAAAAACAUUGUAGAGAAAAAAGGGCUCGUAUUUCCGUUGAAACAGCUGACGGGCAAAUUCCGGACAGGUCAGGGGAAGCCAGGAGAGGUUGUCUGCAAAAUCGCAGAGGAGGAAAAGUGCAAGCUCGUGGUUACCGGCACGCGUGGACUCGGCAAAGUCCGGAGAACAUUCCUCGGCUCCGUUAGCGAUUACAUCAUCCACCACUCGCACGUGCCCGUUCUAGUAGUCAGAAAUUCAGCACUUCAACACUAGUGCCUUUAGUGUUUUUAUUCCUUGUAAUUUCACUUGUGGACUGUUCAUUGAAAACAGUCAUCAUCUGAAAUAUCGUUUAAAACAUUUCUUAUCUGUUAUUUCUUUAAACAUCGAGUCAAAUGUGAUGGAAUGAAAUUCAUAACACAAUACCGUUUUGGGCUUGACCGUUUAUGUUAAAUAGGACUGUAGUGGGUAUGAACCAUUGUAGUGGUUCAUUGUUUUGAUAAUGUGCGAUUGACCUGGCUUUUGUUGUGGGAACACGCAAAGUGGAUUUAAAUUAACCUUUCCAUUCUGAAAUGUUCGCGUCCUCAUAUCUCAUACAUGUAGUUUGCGUAUUUGCACACUUCAGUUGUUUUGUCCUAAUAUUAUACCGUCUGAAUCUUUUCGUUGUUAACAUAUCAGAUUGUACUCAUUUCUUCAAUUCAAUUCUAAGAACAAUAUUUUCGUGAUUUACAGCACUGUACACUAAAUGAUUACACGUAUGUUAGUUUAACUUUAGUAAAUUCAGUUUUUUUUAUAUACAAUUUCAAACAAAAUUAAUCUUUCGCCCUACAAUUGUUAAAAUUCAAUUUUAUUUGUCGGAUAUAUUAGAUUGUUGAUUGUGAAAAAUGUUUAAAAAUAAUUUUGAAAGCAUUUAGCAUGAACCUAAAUUCAUCGCAAAUGUAGGGUAAAUUUGAUUAUGUUAAGGAACUAAAAGUUGUACCAUGUUUGAACGUGUGUAUUCGUUAGAACACUUAUACUGCUCGCUACAUAUUGAACAUUGACAUUGUCCACGCUCCCGAGCUCGUGCAUAAUCUCAUUAUCGCCUUGUGAGUGCCGAAACUGUUUUUAUGGUCAUUAACGAAUACAAGUGCGAUGUAGCAGUAACUUAUAAUGUGUAUCAAUUUGCAUGGAUCUAUAUGUGUACAUACAGACAUCGACAAAUUAUAAUAAUGGGCUAUUAAACAUAUAUGAAUAGGU
Mya arenaria is the source of this 1691-nucleotide messenger RNA. RefSeq names its product universal stress protein in QAH/OAS sulfhydrylase 3'region-like. The record is from RefSeq and is a predicted model, not a curated record. The transcript is spliced from 5 exons. NCBI's taxonomy places the organism in Eukaryota, Metazoa, Mollusca, Bivalvia, Myida, Myidae. The coding region runs from base 240 to 731 and encodes 163 amino acids.